Molecule: messenger RNA, 3257 nt
Organism: Oppia nitens
Lineage: Eukaryota; Metazoa; Arthropoda; Arachnida; Sarcoptiformes; Oppiidae
Gene: Parp1
Product: poly [ADP-ribose] polymerase 1-like
Exons: 3
Coding region: 192-3257 (1021 amino acids)
Cellular component (GO): nucleus
Molecular function (GO): NAD binding; DNA binding; zinc ion binding
Source: RefSeq, a predicted model, not a curated record
AAUCAACCAAUGAGAGUGUGAAACACAUUUGGUCAGCCAAUAGCAGUGCAAAGCGGUAUCGCAUUAUUAGUGUGUUUUGUUGUGUCGAUUGUAUUAAUGAUAGCAUUAAUGACAUUGAAUUAGAAAAUAUUGAUUAUAUUGACUGUCAUUACGUUAUAUAUGAUUACAAUUAGUGGACAUCUGUUUGAACAAUGGAUUUAAGAGAAGACCUUCCGUUCAGAACUGAGUACUCAAAGAGUGGUCGCGCGGGUUGUAAGACAUGUAAGACUAAUAUACCCAAAGAUGUCAUCCGUAUGGCUGUUAUGGUUCAGUCGCCCUUCUUUGAUGGCAAGUCUCCCAAUUGGCAUCACUUCGACUGCUUCUUCAAGAAAUAUAGACCAAAAGGAGUCGAAGAGAUCGCCCAUUUCGCUAAUCUUAAAUAUGAAGACCAAAAGCGUAUUGAGUCGGCCAUUGAAAAGGUUGGUAGCGGUGAACAAUCGACAACCGCUUCCAAUGCAAGCGAUGGCAAGAAGAAAAGUCGCAAGAAAAAGGCUACUGAAGAUUCGGUUGCUGUGGACACUAAUGGCACAGAUAUUAAUGAGUUUAAGGUAGAGUACGCUAAGACUAAUCGAUCGAAGUGUCGUUUAUGUGAGAAUACCAUCAAAAAGGAUACGAUUCGGAUCAGUCGUUUAGAUCGAGACUCUGAAGACGCCCGAAGAUUUGGACCACUUGAUCGUUGGUUUCACGUCGAGUGCUUUGUUAGCGCUCGAGUAAAUCUAAAGUUCUUCACUACAGCCGAUAAGUUGCCAUUUUUUUCGGGUCUAGAGGAAGAAGACAAGAAAUUACUAAAGAAAAAGUUACCACAAAUUGAGAAACCAGCUGAUUGUGAGACCAAUUGCGAGUCUCCGGCAAAAAAGCCAAAAUUGAGUUCUGGAGACGACAAGAAACUGAAGAAACAAUCAGAUUUACUCUUCAAAUAUCAAGAGUUUUUGAAAUCAAUGAAAAAACAAGAUUUGAUUGAACUCAUGGAAUAUAAUAAGAUUGAGGUUCCAGAAGGUAUGCCAUCAAAGUUUGAGCGCACGGCUGACGCCAUGACUUUUGGUGUACCAAACAAAUGUCCCGAAUGUAAGAAAGGACAACUUGUGUUUAGAAUAACUGGUUAUAUAUGUACGGGAAAUGUUGAUCAGUGGACCAAAUGUUCGUACCAGACAACAGAUCAACCAAAGAGAAAACCAUUUAAAGUUCCCAAAGAGAUGGUUGAAGAAUAUGACUUUUUGGCUGAUUAUAAAUUCAAAGAAAGAGAUAGAAUAUACAAUUUAGUGCUCAAACAUGCGAUGGAAAAUAUAAAGCCUUCUACUUCUAGUGCCACCGAUUUAUUGCCGAAGAAAGAGGAGACAAAUGGAAAAGUCAUUUCCAAACUAAGCGGUUAUAACUUUGCGAGUAUUGGCAAAACAAAAACAUUAAAAUCAACUCUUAAACAGCGAUUCACAAAAUUAGGCGCAAAGCUUAUCGAUCAAAUCGACAGAACAGUUCUCUGUAUUAUCUCAACAAAAGCCGAAUUUGAUAAACAAAAGGAUAAAAUAAUUGCAGCCAAAGAGUUAUCCAUUCCUAUUGUAACUGAAGAGGCUUUGGUUGCUUUUGAAGACAACGCAGAACCCGUUCAGGCCAUUAGUCUCAACCGAGUGGAUGACUUUGAGGUCGACAUUGAGAAACGUUAUACAAAUCUUAAUGUUAAAGAAAAAAUGAAGUCUGCUUUCAAGUCUGGCGUUAAAUCAGGAAGUUUUGAAAAAAGCGGUAAACAAAAAAUGAUUCUUAAAGAUGGAAAUGUUGUGGACCCGGAUUGUGAAGUCGCGGAAGUGACACAUAUUUAUAAAGAUGGAAAAGACAUUUAUAGUGUUGUCUUAAGCAAAGUGGAUGUCUCUAAAAACAAAAAUUCAUUUUAUAAGCUUCAACUUUUGGAACACGACACCAAAAAAGGAAAAUACUUUGUGUACCGAUCCUGGGGUCGAGUGGGCACAACCAUUGGUGGCAAUACUUUAGAAAAAUUCUCAAAAGUAUCCGAUGCUCUUGACUUCUUUGAAGAUAACUAUAAAGAGAAAACUGGAAACGAUUGGAACAAAAGACAUAAAUUUAAGAAAAAUCCGGAUUUAUAUUAUCCGGUUGACAUCGAUUACGGCGGCGAUCAAACUGAACAGUUUGUCAAACUAGAAGUCGGAAAUAACUCAAAACUUUCUAAAGAAAUUCAAGACUUCAUUUGUAAUAUAUUUGAUGUCCAGAAGAUGAAGGAACAGAUGCUUGAGUUUGAACUUGACUUAGAAAAGAUGCCGUUGGGAAAGCUCUCGAAGAAACAACUCUUAAAUGCCUGUUCAGUGCUCAAGGAGUUGAGUCAAUUGAUUGAUGUUAAACCUCCGAAUAUGAACAAACUGAAGACAGCCACUAAUAAAUUCUUCACUUUAGUUCCACAUAACUUUGGCACUGAUAAGCCACCACUUAUUGACAAUGAAGAGAUGAUCAAAACAAAGAUGGAAAUGUUAGACACACUAUUGGAUAUAGAGAUGGCUUAUGAUAUGAUUUCAACGAAUGGAGAAAAGGUUAUCGAAGAAGAUCCUAUUGAUCAUCAUUACAAGAAAUUGAAUACAAAAUUAGAAGUUUUAACUAAAGAUCUCGAAGAAUACACUAUAAUUGAAAAGUAUUUGAAGAACACUCAUGGAUCUACUCAUCAUUUCAAUCUUGAAAUUAUUGAUAUCAUGAAAGUUGAGCGAAACGGAGAAAUCGAUAAAUAUGCCAAAUGGAAACAUAUUGAGAAUAGGAUGUUAUUAUGGCACGGAUCAAGAGUUACUAACUUUGCUGGCAUUUUGUCACAAGGCUUGAGGAUUGCACCUCCAGAAGCACCAGUAACUGGCUAUAUGUUUGGCAAAGGCAUCUACUUUGCAGAUAUGGUUACCAAAAGUGCCGGUUAUUGUCACUCUCAGGCUAACAAAAAUAUUGGUUAUUUGUUGUUAAGCGAAGUAGCUAUUGGAGAGCCAUGGGAAUUAAAAGAUGCUAAAGAUGUCAAAAAACUACCGAAAGGUAAGCACAGUGUCAAAGGUAUCGGUGAGACAGAGCCCGAUCCCAAUGAGAUUCAUGUUUUACCCGAUGGCUUGAAAGUACCGCUCGGAAAGGGAGUCAAAGCCAAAGAUAAGACAUCACUUCUUUAUAAUGAGUAUAUUGUUUAUGAUGUAAAUCAGGUUAACAUUAAAUACCUCUUGAAAUGCAAAUUUAAUUCAAAUAUGUUCUAA